AAGUAAUUCAAAGGUCGAGGGUUUUAUGUAAAUGUUUAUCGCGCUGGUGUUACUACGACUAUUUGUCUAUGGCCUAAAAUUUUAAUUUUGUUUGAUAUUGAAUCAGUGAUGCCAAUGUAUAUUUUUUGUAGUUGCCAAAGUGAGGUUAUUUUUUAACGAAAUUUCACUACGUUCCUUUAUUGUUAACCCACAAUGUCGCACUGGGAGCUUAAAUCAAAUAAAAACUUUGAUAAAACUCAGAGAUACAAAAGAAGACGCAGUAGUGGCGGUAGCACCGAUCAACCUAAAGAACCUAAAAUCGCCAAUUUAAGUGCUAUUAUAGUAGACAGCGGGGCCUAUUCGAUUAAAAUAGGUCAUUCUACAGAUCACACACCUGUAAUUGUACCGAACUGUAUUAUGAAAGCGAAGUCGGAACGGAAGCGACUGUUCAUAGGCAGCCAAAUUAACGAAUGUAGAGAUUGUUCCGGCCUGUAUUUUCUACUCCCUUGCGAGCGGGGUUAUGUCACCCGUUGGGAAAUUCAAAAGCCUAUUUGGGAUCAUGUGUUUAGUAGAAACGUGUGCCCCAUUAAUGACAAUCCAGUGGUCUUAACGCAGCCUCUUUUUAAUUUCAAAUCGAUACAGGACUGCAUAGAUGAAAUCUUUUUUGAAGAGUAUGAAGUGGCGUCCUUGUUUCGUCUAAAUCCCACGGAUUUAGCUUGCCUAAGGUACACUCAAGAGUUAGGAAAAAGAAAGGAGGAGUCAUGUCUUAUAGUGGAUACCGGAUUCAGUUUUACUCACAUUAUACCAUACAUAAAUGGUAAUAAAUAUCUGAGGGGCAUUAGAAGACUGAAUGUUGGCGGUAAACUUUUAACUAACCAUUUGAAGGAUAUUAUUUCAUAUCGGCAGUAUAAUGUUAUGGAAGAAACUUAUGUUAUUAACCAAGUGAAAGAGGACACUUGUUAUGUGUGUAUGGAUAUUAAAGACGAAUUGGUGGAAGCAUCAAAACCAUUUAAUGAUAAUAGAAUAAUGCGGAACUAUGUAUUACCUGAUUUUAAUAAUAUUCGUAGGGGUUUCAUUCAAGAAGUGGAGAAGGAGGGUCAAAAUCUAGAUGAAAAUUGUCAAAUAUUGAGGUUAAACAAUGAACGUUUUGUGGUACCCGAAAUUUUGUUUCAUCCGUCCGAUAUUGGUAUGAAGAGUAUGGGAGUGGCGGAAGCCGCCAUGAAAUCUAUAUUUAGUUGCCCAAAAGACCACCAAGAAAAGUUAGCACGGAACAUAGUAUUAAUAGGGGGUAGUUGUAAUUUUCCCGGUUUCAAAGAAAGAAUGUUUGCCGAACUGCGCUCAUUGCUACCGGACCUUUGGCAGAUUAAUGUCCAUCAGCCAGAUGAUCCAGUAACAUACAGUUGGCAAGGUGGUGACGCAUUGCUCAAAACUGCAGAUUUUAAUAGCUUCCUCGUGACUAGAGAAGAGUAUGAAGAGCUGGGGUCCAGUAUCAUACAACAAAGGUUUAAUAAUUGGAUGACUGACAAUUCCCUGGAAGAAAAAGAGCAAAAGAUCAAGAAAGAGCCCUUCAGUUACCUGGAGAAAGUCAAGUCCAGGAGUAUAUUUGGUAAACAGGAACCCAACGGUUCCGGUUUGGAAUCGAAACAAAGCGAUGCGGCGUGUUUCAGGCAACCGGAUUUAUUAGAUGAGCCGAGCUCUUCCGGGUCGCCAGAGGGAGACGCGUUUAGUAACAACUCGGAAGAAAUGUCUCGACACAGCGUUGCUAGUUCGGAAGUUGAAAAUGCCAAAAGUAGUAGAAAAAAAAAUGACAUUGGGGAAACAGAUAGUUUAGAACUGGGCGAUGGCGAAGAUUUGACCCAGUCGGUGGAACUUUUUCCGUUCGGUACCGAUUCGUAUCUAUAGCAUAUGUUUGUUUGUGAUGAGUGAUAAUUUUUCCAUACUGUUAUUAAUUGAAAUA
Molecule: messenger RNA, 1936 nt
Organism: Cylas formicarius (sweet potato weevil)
Lineage: Eukaryota; Metazoa; Arthropoda; Insecta; Coleoptera; Brentidae
Gene: Arp6
Product: actin-related protein 6
Exons: 2
Coding region: 193-1881 (562 amino acids)
Cellular component (GO): Swr1 complex
Molecular function (GO): nucleosome binding
Source: RefSeq, a predicted model, not a curated record